AUGAAACUAGCCGCCAGCCACAGUGUGUUGAGCACCGAGCCACCGCCUGUUGAGGGCCACGUCAUCACGUUCUCAAGCUCCCAGGGAGGAAAGGGCAAGAAGCCCAAAGGCGAGAAGGCAAGACCGGCCGACGAAACAGGAAUUCCAACCCCGGCCGUCCUGCUCCCCUUCUGCAUCGCCCACCUGCUGCUAUGCUCUCGGUUCCCUCUGGGACAAGGACAACGACCUGCUCCUUCGUUUCCUCCCACGUCAAACCAGCUCACACCGAAUUCAGCCCCGACACCGACACCGACAUCUUCCAUCGAGCUCCUUCUGCAGCGCGCCCAACUGCUGUCGGUGUUCCAUCCCGGAACAAAAGCAGAGCCCUUUGUGCAGCUCCUCUGCUCCCUUGCCGACCAGCUACACCGCGCAGCUAGCUUGUGGCUACUUUGGUCCAACGGCCUGGCUCAAGCAUUGAAGACCAAAGGACUUAACCCCAAGGCCGCCGCUAGCGUGGCAAGCUUAGCGAGGCCCGAGGAGAUCGACUCUGGUGUCGAGGCGGCGGGGACAAGCAACCUGGAGGAGAAGCAGCUAGAUAGACGAUCUCGGCAGGUUUAUGCUCCUGUCGCCAAGCUUAACAUAGAGGAGAGGACACUGUAUGUGCUUGUUUGCCCUACGCCAAAAUGCAGCCCUAAUCCUCAAAGUUGGAAGGUCAUAAGAGUACAGAAGUGCCAUAUUGGUAUGCAAGCAAAUGGCAAUGGGGAUGAAUUAGUCGAAAGGAAAGGAAAAGUCUCCCCAAAUGAGCCAGCUCCUCCAAGUUCUGCCGGAAAACAUAAUGAAGAAAACAAGAGUAGCAAUAGCAAUAGCAAUGAUGAUGAUUUUGAUUUAGAUGCCUUGGCUGAAGCACUUGAGCAGGCUGCAACAGUGGCAUCCAACACAAAGAAGAAAAACAAAUCAAAGCGUGCUACUCAUGUCCCUGCAAAAUGUUCUUCAGUGAAGGAGAAAGUAAAUGACCUGAGUAUACCAGUUCUUCCUUGUUUCUACAUCUAUUAUGAUAAGGAACAAUUGAGGGGCAAAAGCAGCGUGUGCUCAAGUAGCAAUGAAACAGUUUUGGCAGAAGAUUUGUUGGACAUGGGAAAUGAUGAAGAAGAAAAAUGGGAAGGUGAAAAAUAUGAAUAUGAUAGCGCUCCUGGUGCUGACAGAACUUUCUUAAAAUUCAAGAAACGGUUGGAUGCAUAUCCUCAACAAUGCUUUAGGUAUUCCUUUGCCGGCAAGCCAUUGUUAGCUGCGACUAACUCACGAGAUGUUGGCACAUGUAAACUUUGUGGUUCACCACGCCAAUAUGAACUCCAACUGAUGUCACCAUUAUCAUAUUUUCUCCACCAAGCUGGUGAUGGUUCCUCAAAUUGUGCACCUAAUGCCUGGAGUUGGCUGACUCUUGUUGUCUACAGUUGCUCCAAGAGUUGCUGUCCUUCAUCUUGCGGUGGAAAACCGGGCAAUUGCUGCUGGGGAGUAGUGGAGGAGGAGAUAGUGAUGCAGGAGGAUGAAGCAUGUAAUGCGUAACUUGUUAGUAACUAGUCUGAAGUCUGAACCAUGUCUAAAAAUUGUUUCACCAUUAUUGUGAUGUUCAGCUAUCUGUAAUCCUUUUCUUUUCCUUCUUGUAGUCAGUCAAUUCUACGAGUCAAUUUUGUAGAAGUUCACCGAGGUAUAGAAAGUUGAUUGGCUCAAUUUAUAAAUUUAAAGGUGGAAAACGUAAUUGCACUGUAAUUUAAACUCUCCAUUAGUUUGUUUUUAUCCGUCUCC
Molecule: messenger RNA, 1782 nt
Organism: Lolium rigidum
Lineage: Eukaryota; Viridiplantae; Streptophyta; Magnoliopsida; Poales; Poaceae
Product: probable 20S rRNA accumulation protein 4
Exons: 11
Coding region: 1-1542 (513 amino acids)
Cellular component (GO): cytoplasm
Source: RefSeq, a predicted model, not a curated record